CCAGGACCUCCCCUCAGCAAGAGCUGGGGCCACCGCCCUCAGCCCUGCCCUGCCCAGGCCCCUCCCCCGCCACGCCCCCCAACUCAGUUCAAGGGUGGGGAGAGGUGGCUGGGAGGAGCAGGUGUGCGGGGCCCAGCCCCGUGUUGCCCGCCCCAGAGCGCCCUGCCAGUUCACCCAGCAUUUCCCAUCAGGAGGCUCUCGAGCCGAGUGCGCCCAGCAGUGGUCACUGCUGCAGCUCUGCCCUGCUCUGCGGCUCAAGGGUCUUGGCCAGCGAGCGUGGGGGCGGUGCCGGAGCACGGGGGCGGAGCCGUGCGACCGCCAAGCCCCGCCCCCAGACUCUGCGGAACCUCCGGGAGGAGGGGGCGGGUGGGGCGCGGCUGGGUCAGCUGAGUGACAGUCACGGGACCAAGACCAGCUCUGUCUGGCUUCCUGGAGGAGACGGAAGGAUGAGCGGGGGUCUCCGAGUGUGGCAGGCCAGUGGUGGGGCCCGUAGUGGGGAGGGUGUUGCCCUGGAGGAUUCUCAGGACCGUGGGGUCAGUCCUGGGGCCGGGCCGGGCCAGAGGACAGCUCCGUGCAAGGGACAUGGAAAAGGAGCGAGAGGCUCUGCAGACCUGGAAGGAGCGUGUGGAGCAGGAACUGGACCGUGUGGUGGCUUUCUGGAUGGAGCACUCUCACGACCAAGAGCAUGGGUGUGGAUGUAUUGUCGCCUGUACCGAAAACUUGAGCGUUUCCGCAGCCCUGAACUUCUGGAUUCAGCUAAAGCAGGUGGUGAAUUUUUGCUGCGUUAUGCCCGAGUGGCACCUCCUGGAAAGAAGUGCGCCUUUGUGCUGACGCGGGACGGCCGCCCGGUCAAGGUGCAGCGAACCAUCUUCAGCGAGUGUUUCUACACCAUGGCCAUGAACGAGCUGUGGCGGGUGACUGGGGAAGCGCAUUACCAGAAGGAAGCGGUGGAGAUGAUGGAUCAGAUCGUGUACUGGGUGCGGGAGGACCCGUCGGGGCUGGGCCGGCCCCGUCUCCCCGGGGCCCUGGCCUCCGAGUCCAUGGCAGUGCCCAUGAUGCUGCUCAACCUGGUGGACCAGCUCGGGGAGGCGGACGAGGAGCUGGCGGGCAACUACGCGGAGCUGGGGGACUGGUGUGCCCAGAGGAUUCUGCGGCAUGUCCAGAGGGAUGGACAGGCUGUGCUGGAGAACGUGUCAGAGGACGGUGAGGAACUUUCUGGUUGCCUGGGGAGGCACCAGAACCCAGGCCAUGCGCUGGAAGCUGGCUGGUUCCUGCUCCGUUACGCCAUCAGGAAGGGUGACCCCAAGCUUCAAGCUCACGUUAUCAACAAGUUCCUAUUGUUGCCUUUCCGCUCUGGAUGGGACCCUGACCAUGGAGGCCUCUUCUACUUCCAGGAUGCUGAUGGCCUCUGCCCUACCCAGCUGGAGUGGGCUAUGAAGCUCUGGUGGCCACACAGUGAAGCCAUGAUUGCCUUCCUCAUGGGCUACAGUGACAGCGGGGACCCUGCCUUGCUGCACCUCUUCUACCAGGUGGCUGAGUACACCUUCCGCCAGUUUCGCGAUCCUGAGUACGGGGAAUGGUUUGGCUACUUGAACCAAGAGGGGAAGGUCGCUCUCACCAUCAAAGGGGGUCCUUUCAAAGGCUGCUUCCAUGUGCCGAGGUGCCUCGCCAUGUGCGAGGAGAUGCUGGGCGCCCUGCUGAGCCGCCUCGCCCUGGCCCCGAGUCCCGGCUCGAGUCCCGGCUCCCCUCCCGCCGUACCCCACGCCCGCCAAGGCGCGAAAUAAAACUGAGCCUGCUGCGCUGCCGGUGUGCGUUCGUCUGUGGGGUCGCGGGAGGAGGGUAGCCCGGAGUCGGCUGGAGCAUUCUAGCCUACGCAGACCCCGGCCCGCCCUGCGCGCCGGGCCGCCCCACCCCUCUGAUAGGCCCGCCCCGCGCCGGGGCUCG
This is a messenger RNA of Mirounga angustirostris (Northern elephant seal), 1944 nucleotides long. RefSeq names its product renin binding protein (gene RENBP). Gene Ontology annotation, molecular function: N-acylglucosamine 2-epimerase activity; peptidase inhibitor activity. The record is from RefSeq and is a predicted model, not a curated record. Bases 447 to 1784 code for a protein of 445 amino acids. The transcript is spliced from 10 exons. NCBI's taxonomy places the organism in Eukaryota, Metazoa, Chordata, Mammalia, Carnivora, Phocidae. Gene Ontology annotation, biological process: N-acetylglucosamine metabolic process; N-acetylmannosamine metabolic process; carbohydrate metabolic process.